CACCCAGCAAAAGUAAACAACGCAAGCGAUGGUAGGGGAAGCGUGCACGUGUUGAAUGAAAGGGUUUAAUGGCGAUAUUGUAGUCGGAGUGCACACAAUUAUUUCAGUUUAAAUCAGGAGACAAUGCCUUCAGCUUCAGCUGAGUAAAGCGUGGUACCUUUAAAUCAGAGUAUCAUCAUAUCGAGUCCGGCAGAAGUGAAAAUACGCAGGUUCCAGCUGUUUGUAGUCGGCUCAGUCAAUUGGUGUGUUUAGCUAAUCUAGCUAAAUUAGCUAAACCCUAAUGUAUUUCUAAUUUAUUCGCUCAAAAUGUCUUCAGUCCAGGGUUUGAGAGAGUUUGUCAAUGAGCGGCUAAAUGCUGCUGCUGAAGAAAUAUUGGGAGUCUUUGAAAAAACUAUCGUCGUGUUCGAGGAGGAGAUCGACCGCCAGAGGAAAUUGCUGGAUAUCGUUUUAAAACCAGGGAUUAAACUACACAAGAAAGAUAUCCCACAGCAAUAUGUCUGUAAUGAGGAGGUUCCUUUUGAGCAGCAGCUUUGUAUAAAAGAAAGAAACUCUAGUGGGGACCAAGAGAUUGCAGAGCCUGCAGAGAUUAAACAGGAACAGGAGGAAAUCCACACCAGUCAGGAGGGAGAGCAGCCGAUAUGCAAGCAGGACAGUGACAUGUUUAAGUUGAGGCCUACUUGUGUUCGAGUGGAUCAGAGUGAAGAUCAGAUUCCUCUUUCAGAUCCAUGGCCACAGACAAACACCUUUGAUGUAGUAAUAAAAUCUGAAUCUAACAGUGAGGCCUCAGAUGUAUCAGAACCAGAAGGUGACCACCACCGUUCUCACAAGUCUUACAGAGCUAAAACCCAAACUAAUGCUAGAGGAAACCACGAGAACACAAGUACUGAUCAGAAACCAGCAGACAAACAUUUCACAUGUUCAUUUUGCCCUGAGGAGUUCAAUGAUUUAUUGAAGUUAAAAAUUCAUUUAAGGACCCACACUGGUGAAAAGCUUUUUAAAUGUGACACUUGUGGGAAAGAUUUCAGCACGAAGGCUCUGAUGAAGAAACACAUGCUGACCCACACCGGGAUAAAACCCUUCAGAUGCAGAGUUUGUGGAAAGGAAUUCAACUGUCAGUCAAAUCGCAUCACUCACAUGAAAAUUCACUCAGGUGAGAAGCCCCACGUUUGUGUCACCUGUGGGAAAGGUUUCUGCCGCCAAGCCGACCUGAGGAGGCACAACCGAAUUCACACAGGGGAGAAACCUUAUUGCUGUGUCUACUGUGGGAAGGAGUUCUCUUACCCGUCAUCUCUCACAAACCACGUCCGACUGCAUACAGGGGACAAGCCUUAUAAAUGUGUUUGGUGUGGGAAAGCGUUCACUGCCAACACAACGUUGAAAAUACACACCAGAGUUCACACGGGGGAAAAGCCAUAUAAAUGCAACAUUUGUGGGAGGAAUUUUUCCCAUAAUACAGGACUGAGCAUACACAAGAAGAUCCAUGCACGGGAGAAACAACGGAGCUGAGAUUUAGAUUGUUGGGAUUCAACUCAAGUUUGUGCCAUAUUGGAAGUUUUACACAAAUGUAUAUGUCGCAUGUAGUAAGAUUUAAGAUUUGUAAGUAAAACUGAAUUUAGGGCUUAUUCAGCUAUGAAAGCCACAUGUAAAAUUACCUUCACAUAUACAACAGGGGCUGACUCAUUGAGAUACCAUCUAAAUCUAGAUCUAAAUGUACUGAAGGUCUGUUUCAUUACCAUCCAGCUUGGGAAGAAAUAUAUCUGUAUGCUCUGUACAUGGACAGACGCAUGAUUAAAAUCUAGGUGUAAGUAAUCAAAAUGACUCCAUGGCUGGUAUUGUUAAACUAAUAAUUGGGGGAGAGAAAAUAAAAAUUCCAAACAUACACUCAGUUUCUAAA
Centropristis striata (black sea bass) is the source of this 1894-nucleotide messenger RNA. RefSeq names its product zinc finger protein 664-like. Lineage: Eukaryota; Metazoa; Chordata; Actinopteri; Perciformes; Serranidae. The record is from RefSeq and is a predicted model, not a curated record. Gene Ontology annotation, biological process: regulation of transcription by RNA polymerase II. Bases 307 to 1506 code for a protein of 399 amino acids. Gene Ontology annotation, molecular function: RNA polymerase II cis-regulatory region sequence-specific DNA binding; DNA-binding transcription factor activity. The transcript is spliced from 2 exons.